UGUGCAAUUAAUAGUUUCUCUGGUUACGUAGUGAGAUAAAUAAAAUUUUCACUUAUAUACAAAUUUGAGAUUUACCUGUAUUUCUAACAUAUUUUUAACUAGGCAAAUAACGCUUUUGGUUUGAUAGUUUAAAAAUACGGAGUGUCUGAAAUAUGUUUUUUUUUUUUUUAAAGUGUACGAGAUGUAUUUGAAUGCAUCAUGACGUCAUCAUCGGUGACCAUAUAUUGCUGUAUAGAAGCGCACUUUCUGGACCAAAUCUAACGGACGCCGGGGUUUCACAACUUCGCUAGACCAAGUUAUCUUUAUUUUAGAUUGUGAACAGAGAUGUCUUUUAUAUUUGACUGGAUCUACAAGAGCUUCAGCAGUGUCCUGCAGUUAUUAGGGUUGUACAAGAAGAGCGGGAAGCUGAUUUUCCUCGGACUGGACAAUGCUGGAAAAACAACCCUUCUGCAGAUGCUCAGAGAUGACAGGCUGGGACAGCACAUGCCAACACUAUACCCAACAUCUGAGGAGCUGACCAUAGCCGGAAUGACGUUCACCACAUUCGACCUCGGCGGUCACACGCAAGCUCGAAGGAUCUGGAAGAAUUACUUCCCAGCAAUAAACGGGAUCGUCUUCAUGGUGGAUUGUGCUGAUCAUGAACGUCUAGCAGAGGCUAAAACAGAGCUGGAUGCGCUGUUAACAGAUGAAACCAUCGCUAACAUCCCGGUUCUCAUCCUGGGGAAUAAGAUCGACCGUCCAGAAGCCAUCAGCGAGGAUGCACUCAGAGGAGUGUUUGGUCUGCAUGGACAAACAACUGGAAAGGGUAAAGUCUCACUGAAGGAGAUGAAUUUGAGGCCGAUGGAGGUGUUCAUGUGUAGCGUCCUGAAGAGACAAGGUUACGGAGACGGUUUUCGCUGGCUCUCUCAGUAUAUUGAUUGAUUACACUGCCUUUGAAAAACAAUAACUGGACUUCUGCUGAUGCCUGUACACACAAAAGCAUAUUUUGCAGAAAACUACUUGCAGUAUAUACGUCUUAUUAAAUAUGCCAUCUCUGGUAGUUUGACCUCAAGUGAGAGAAACAUGUAAGCAUUUGUUUUGUUAUAUUAUAUUGUACAAAUAGAAAUCCAUGUGUCAUACAGCACAUUGCAAUUGCUGAACUUCUCUCUUCGGACUGAAUGUGGAGACAAACAUUCAUGCUGCGCUGCUACAUUUUUUUUUUUAAAACGUGUGCCAGAAAACGUGUGCCAGAAACAUGUCGAUGCUGUGACCCAGUGUCAGAGCUGGGCUUAUAUUUGGCUGCUGGUGUUGACUUACUGCAAAGGGCAGUUUAAGUUGAUACAUCGUAGAAGAACCUCCCACUUGGGUUAAAUUGUACAGUUAAUCCGUUGUAACUAUGAAAAUCGAUCAGCUAUUUCAUGUUAGCUGAUCGAUCUACUGACUGUUUUACAAAGAGUUUAUGAUGGCAGAAUACUAAAUUAAUGCCAUCUUGAAUUCA
Messenger RNA from Gambusia affinis (western mosquitofish), 1477 nucleotides. RefSeq names its product secretion associated, Ras related GTPase 1Ab (gene sar1ab). Gene Ontology annotation, cellular component: endoplasmic reticulum exit site; COPII vesicle coat. The transcript is spliced from 7 exons. Lineage: Eukaryota; Metazoa; Chordata; Actinopteri; Cyprinodontiformes; Poeciliidae. Gene Ontology annotation, biological process: intracellular protein transport; endoplasmic reticulum to Golgi vesicle-mediated transport; membrane organization. Gene Ontology annotation, molecular function: GTP binding; GTPase activity. Bases 325 to 921 code for a protein of 198 amino acids. The record is from RefSeq and is a predicted model, not a curated record.